This is a messenger RNA of Lactuca virosa, 390 nucleotides long. The record is from the annotation of a GenBank genome assembly. NCBI's taxonomy places the organism in Eukaryota, Viridiplantae, Streptophyta, Magnoliopsida, Asterales, Asteraceae.
AUGAAUACUUUAACUUAUUUUAUACUUCCUUCAAAUAUAUUUGGAGCUGAUUUUCUUUUCAAAGGAUGUUGUACUCGUGAAUCGUACCGCGAUUACCCGCUUCCUAAUGGUUCGGUUCAAAUAGUUGGUCGGUCAAGUGAGGACAUCUUUCUGUGUUCACGGUUCACAAUUUUAUUGCUACCUGAACCGAAUCACCCAUUAACACCCAUACCUCCUAAAAACCAACACCUUCGCUCCGACAAGAAAACAUCUCAAGGCAAGUCUCCAAGUAGUCUUCUCAUAUCUGCGCAUCCCUGCUCGCCGCCGUUAGCCAUCUCCUCGCCGGAGACCGUCGCAGCCCAUAGCAACACCGGAGCUGUCGAUUUUCCUUCGACCCCACAGCUAAGCUAA